ACUAUUUUAAAUAAUUAUAUUUGAAACUGAAAAUAUUAAGAGAUGAUUUAUCAAAUUAAGAUAUUAUUGUUUGCUAAUAGCGUUCUAUCGUUUUGUUUUUUCCCGAUUCAAAAUAAAUAUAAUAAAUUGAAAAUUAAUGAUUCUAAAAAAGAACAUGAAGAAAUAACAAGUAAUAAUGAAGAUACUCUAAAAGAAUUUGAUAAAAAUUGGGGAAACGAUAAUUUAAGUGUCACUCGUAUAAUGGGAGAAAAGAUGCAUUCACUUUUAUUAGCAAAAGAUACAAAUAAAGAUAACAUAGUAACUUAUGAGGAAUUUCUUGAAAUACACCAAAUAAUUUUUAACGUUAAUGACAGAAUAAAAUUUUCUGAUGAGGACUUCAACAAAAUAAAAAAAGAUAAUGUAAUUAUAAAGGACACGAUGAAAACUUUUUAUGAACAAUAUACAAUCCGAAUGAAAUGGUUUUCUGUACAUUUAAACAUAGAGAAAAAUAACGAGGGAUGUAUUUCUGUGGAAUAUUUUCGUAUAUUAUUUUCUUAUUAUGGUUUAGACGAAGAAAUACAAAACAGAAUUUUAAAAAGAUUAAAAAUACUAGAUGAUUUUGUAAAAUGUGAUGAUAUCAUAAGACAAUUAACCUAAAAUGUAGUACAUUAUUUGCGUGUAAAGCAUUUCAUUCCGGAUCCUAAUGAUUAGUUACCCACAGAUAACUGGUGACAUUGCGACCAUUGACUGUCGCAUAAUCAAGAAUACUUUAACAAGUACACAAUCAAAGAGGCGAAGGCGGUAGAUAUCUUCAAAAUAAAAAUAAUUCCAUGUUAAAAAUACAAUUUUUUUAGUCUGAAGAUGAAUAAUUACUGUAACUAUCUUCUACAGAAAAAUACCUUAGUAUGUAAGUGUUCUCCCAUUAUAUUUUACUUUAUAAUAACCAAGAUUUUAAACCAAACUUUUGUCGAAAUAUACUCGUCACUACUAUAACAUGUGUUAUUUAUACAUAAUAUUCUUAGAAGGACAUAAUCCUUUUCAAAUAAAAAUUAUUUAAAUAAACAUUAAACAAACAUACACUGUUUA
Molecule: messenger RNA, 1065 nt
Organism: Daktulosphaira vitifoliae (grape phylloxera)
Lineage: Eukaryota; Metazoa; Arthropoda; Insecta; Hemiptera; Phylloxeridae
Exons: 5
Coding region: 43-636 (197 amino acids)
Source: RefSeq, a predicted model, not a curated record